AUGAAACCGGAUUUUGGGUUUGCCGGACCGGAUCAGCCUGAUUUUUCCGGAUUAAUGCGGUCCAGUUUUAAUCCGGUGAAAAUAAUUUCCGGAGUCCGUCAGAAUAUACACGGAUUUCGGACUGGAUCCGGGGUUUUUUCGGAUUUUUCAAAAAAAAUUUCUUUUUAAAUUUUUGUGUUUAAAUGUUAUAUGUGUUAAGCUGUUGUUAGCGGGGAUAUCUAAGGGUUUUGAAGGAUUAUGAAGGAUAUCUGUGGAUUUGUGGGUAGUAAAAGGGAUUACGAGGUAUUUUGGUAGAUAAAAUGGAUAACAGGUGAUUUGGGGAAUUGGAAGGGAUAUUGCGGGAUUGGAAGGAUUUUUGGAUUAAAAGGGAUAUAGGGGGAUUUGGGAUAGAUAUCGAGGGAUUAAGUGGGUCCCUGAUAUCUCGAAUCAACUAUUAGCCCUAUAUCCUUUCAUAGACCAUUUAUCUCCCCUUAUGCCCGUUAAGCCUUACAAUUCCCUUAUAUCAACCUUAAUCCCUGCACAUC
Meloidogyne enterolobii is the source of this 524-nucleotide messenger RNA. The record is from the annotation of a GenBank genome assembly. NCBI's taxonomy places the organism in Eukaryota, Metazoa, Nematoda, Chromadorea, Rhabditida, Meloidogynidae.